This is a messenger RNA of Melopsittacus undulatus (budgerigar), 3962 nucleotides long. RefSeq names its product methionyl aminopeptidase 2 (gene METAP2). The transcript has 11 exons. Gene Ontology annotation, biological process: proteolysis. Gene Ontology annotation, molecular function: metalloaminopeptidase activity. Gene Ontology annotation, cellular component: cytoplasm. Bases 121 to 1581 code for a protein of 486 amino acids. Lineage: Eukaryota; Metazoa; Chordata; Aves; Psittaciformes; Psittaculidae. The record is from RefSeq and is a predicted model, not a curated record.
UCCAGCCUUCCCGGCGUGCCCCGCGCCUACCACAGAGCAGAGGGCCGGCCCUGCCGCUCUCUUGCUCUCUCUUUUCCAGCGCACCGCACCGUGUGUGGGAGGCGGCGCGGCCGCGGCGACAUGGCGGCCGUGGGGCAGGCGGGUAGUGCCGCCGCCGCGGCGGAGCAGCACCUCAACGGCGAGCUGCCGCCGGAGCCUGAGGACAAGGACGGAGCGGAGGGCGGCGCGGCGGGGCUCGGCGCGGAGGAUGGUGCCAAGAAGAAGCGCAAGAAGAAGAAGAAGGGCAAAGCGGACCCCGCGGGACAAGAAACAGAUAAAGAAGUGGAAGGUUCUCUUGAUGACUUAGCAAAACAAUUGGAUAAGCAAGCACUGGAGGAGAAAGAUAAAGAUGAUGAUGAUGAAGAUGGAGAGGGUGAAGGAGAUGGAGCAACAGGGAAAAAGAAGAAAAAGAAGAAAAAGAAGAAAGGACCUAAGGUGCAGACAGAUCCACCUUCUAUUCCAAUAUGUGAUCUAUUUCCCAGCAAUGUAUUCCCGAAGGGAGAAGAAUGUGAAUACCCAUCAACACAAGAUGGGCGAACUGCUGCUUGGAGAAUAACUAGUGAAGAAAAGAAAGCUCUAGACCAAGCCAGCGAGGAAAUCUGGAAUGAUUUUCGGGAGGCUGCGGAGGCACACAGACAAGUGAGGAAAUACGUUAUGAGCUGGAUAAAACCUGGAAUGACAAUGAUAGAAAUCUGUGAAAAACUAGAAGACUGCUCGCGUAAGCUGAUAAAGGAAAAUGGUUUAAAUGCAGGUCUUGCAUUUCCUACUGGGUGCUCUCUGAAUAAUUGCGCUGCCCACUACACUCCCAAUGCUGGUGACCCAACAGUCCUGAAGUAUGAUGAUAUUUGCAAAAUAGAUUUUGGAACACAUAUUAGUGGUCGUAUUAUUGACUGUGCCUUUACAGUCACAUUCAAUCCAAAAUAUGACAGACUAUUAGAAGCUGUAAAGGAUGCUACAAAUACUGGAAUAAAGUGUGCUGGAAUAGAUGUACGCCUCUGUGAUGUGGGGGAGGCCAUACAAGAAGUUAUGGAGUCUUACGAAGUUGAAAUUGAUGGCAAAACAUACCAAGUUAAACCAAUUCGGAAUUUGAAUGGACACUCGAUUGGACCAUAUAGGGUACAUGCUGGAAAAACGGUGCCCAUUGUGAAAGGAGGGGAAGCCACAAGAAUGGAGGAAGGUGAAGUAUAUGCUAUAGAAACCUUUGGUAGCACAGGAAAAGGCGUUGUUCAUGACGAUAUGGAGUGUUCUCAUUAUAUGAAGAACUUUGAUGUUGGACAUGUGCCAAUAAGGCUUCCAAGAGCAAAACACUUGCUAAAUGUUAUCAAUGAAAACUUUGGUACUCUUGCCUUCUGCCGCAGAUGGCUUGACCGUCUGGGGGAGAGUAAAUACCUAAUGGCAUUGAAGAACCUGUGCGACUUGGGAAUAGUGGAUCCAUAUCCUCCCUUAUGCGACAUCAAAGGCUCGUACACAGCACAGUUUGAGCAUACUAUACUGCUGCGCCCAACGUGCAAGGAGGUUGUCAGCAGAGGAGAUGACUACUAACCUCAAAGCCACCUCAGCACCUUUAUACUCUAGGCUUUGUUGGAACAUACUAUACCAGAAUUAAUUUGCAACAUAUUGUCUGUUUUCACAGUGGACUUGAUGUAAUACUUUCCAUAUUUGGAAAGGAAGGAAUUUAAUCAAAGGCAAAUCUUCUAAUGUAACUAACCGAGGAAAAAGCUUUCAGCCCUUUAGAAAUAUUUCAAAAGUUACUUAUUUUUUCUGUUCAGGGAAACAUGUGCUAUAAGGUUCAGUUUUUAGUUUGGAAUGAGUUAUACAUUUUGUUUUGAACAUUUAUGAGAAAAGAUGCUUUUAAAAUAUUUAUAUUACCAUAUUCCUACUUGAAUGCUUUGAAUGACUACACCUGAUUUCUGCGCCCAAGUCCUCUAUGAUAUUGCCUUUUAAACUUCCUGGAAUACAUUUUGUAAAAAAUAGACAAAUUUUCAGAUCUAAAAAAAAUAUAUAUACUUUUUAGAAGUCUGGUUGCGAUUCUGGUCAGGAGUCUGCUGGGAAACUGCUCUAUUAAAUAUUUUACAAACUUGAUUUGCCAUUUUUGUCUUGAUACAGGACCUGUCUUACCCAAAGUAUGAAACUUAGCCUUUCAGUGCUUGUUUAAACAGUUUGUCAGUGCUGGGAUACAGGGCAAGAAGUUGUCAACUCUUUGCUGAGCAGAAUAUGGCAACAUCAGUAGAGAUGUGUGGUACAUCUGGUUUUGAGUGUGCCAGUCUUUGAUUUAGAUGUCAGCUGUGUUAGAACAUGUCAAAUGUAUUUGGUGGUCUCUGUUGCUGUUACCAGCAACAUGCAACUUUGGGCUGGUCAAUAUUUGUCUUUAUCUCUGCAUAUUCUUUGCUGUUGAUAUGCCCUCUUGCAUGAAGUGAAAUUUUCCUUCAUGUGAUUCCCAGCUCCUUAAAGUUCACAUUCAAUUGGACAAGUUAUGGGGACAAGAAAAACAUUAAUUUAUUUUGGAGUGUUAAAAGUUGUUCCAUACAGGCAAACUAAUCUGGAGUAUCUGACCUUUUCUUGGUGUAAAAGGUCACUCAUUAUCUGCCUUCCUGCUGCAGUGAACCUGACUGUUGAAUCUCAAUUUGUUAAAGAUAAAUCGAAUCCCAUGGCUCUUUUGGGCCUGUUUGCAGUAUGUCUUCCUUUGCCGUAUAUUUUCCUCAUGACUUACCUGUUAACAUUUUAUACAGUUAUUAGUAACAAAAAUGACAGCUUCUUCCCUAGGACAGCAACAGUGCCUUAAAUGUAACUGCUUAGGAAACAGAGACACUUGACCUGCUCCUCUAUAGUGACAGCUUGUGUUUAUUUAUAGAGGAGUUUGUAUUAAUUUAGAAAUAUCAAUUCUUUCCCUCGCUGUCUUUGCAUAAAAGCUGCCUUUUUGUCAUUUAAAACCCAAGUAUGUGAGCUACAGUUCAGAGGGGAGCGGUGUCAUCUACUGCUUGCAGUUUUAAAAUAAGAGACACUGGUCGUUUUGUUCUUCUGAUUGUAAGUAUUGUUUAAACUAAGUAGUGCUUGAACUUGUAGAAAUGACUGAAAUGGGAUAUUGGAAUGUGUAUUUCUGUUGCUGUUUGGGAGUCUUGGCAUCCCAGCAAUGUAUUUUCAGUAAUGUAUGCAGCUGUGUGGGCAUGUGUGUCUUGGCUUCCAAACAAACAGUAGCUGGUGUAUACACUUCAACAUGGCAGUGAAAACUGGCACUUGAGGCGGCUGUAUGGUGUAGACAGUUGCUGGGCACAUCGGCUGCUGCUGUUUUUAUUGAUGCUAACAGGACUGUACUGCUGGGACACUUCUGGACUUGAUAGGAGCAGGUUCUGGCAGAACCGAUAGCUUCCCACUCAUUGCUUGCCUUUGUAACAAGCCUGCUUGUGACAAGUUCCAGUAGAGACAGGACAAAUUUUCUUCAGUUCUUAGCCCCUCAUCUGCUAAUUCAAGACUUCUCCCCUAAAAAGAUGGUUAUCUAGCAACUCAGUAGUGCUUGAUGCUGUUCCUGCAGCUUAAGGCUUUUUAAUCUUGACUGAUAGGUUACUUCAAGAGCAAUCAGUAUUACAGAUGAGUAGUUUGUUUUCCUUUGUCAUUUACCUGAACAUGGUGGGAAGAUCCAGGCUGGCAGAGCUGCUUUGGACUAUGCACUAUUCUUUUAACUUCUUACUGGCUGUUUGUUAAUUCCCAGUGGAAGCUGAUAAUCAAAGAUAAGUUGCAGAGGAAAUGCCUCAAAAAAAUACUUGCAGAACAUGAUGUUUAUUUGUUGUCAUUAGAUUCAAUUGGAUUUGUUUGGAUACAGCUUCCUGUGCUGCUUGCUGACUGUCCUGCACCUACACCUGUCAAUAUAGAAGGCAAGCCGUAUGUCUGCCUUUGCAUUGAAAAAAUAAAAUCCAGCUUGUCAGAGA